Molecule: messenger RNA, 1725 nt
Organism: Rubroshorea leprosula
Lineage: Eukaryota; Viridiplantae; Streptophyta; Magnoliopsida; Malvales; Dipterocarpaceae
Source: the annotation of a GenBank genome assembly
AUGAAUAACUUACGUGAAACCAUCUCGAUACCUCUAGUAGUUAAUUUUUUUGCAGAAUUGCCAUGGGAGAUAUUCAUGUUGAAAGUUUUCUUUUGAGAUAGUCUUCAUUAUUGUGUUUUUGACAAAGCAUUUAUUGGCAUUUUGAGAAUUGAGGCCAGGAAGUUGAGUUUUUUCUUCCCAUCCCCUCAUAGUUUGGAGUGAUGAAGAUGGAUUUGAAAGUUCGACAGGUAAUCUAGUCCAGAUAUUGAUUCUUUUUACUUCGGUGUAGUAAUUACUGCUUUGAUGGGAGAAAUGUUAGAUCUCACUACUUGGAUCUGGCAGCAAAGUAAUAGAUAUUGGUUAUGGCUUAUGACCCUGCUGCCUCCAUACAGCUUUGGUGACGUCUGAAAGGAGGAAAAAAUCUAUUUGUUUGGCAUGGAAAGAGAUAUAAAUGAAAUUUGAGUGCAAUUCUCUUUUGAUUCUUAUGAAGUAGCAUGCUGAUGAGAAAGCUUCAAGAAAAGACUUGCAAAUAUUUCCUUUUAUGUUUUAUUGUUUGUUAAUGGUUUCUGAUAUGAUUCUCUAUAUCACCCACACUGAAAAUUCCUCUUCAGAUCUGUGCCUUCUGUGUUAAUUUUGAAGACAAACAUGAUGGAUUCAGAUCAUGAUAAGUGCUGGCCAAAAAAACAGAACUCCUCUGGAAGAAAUUUUGGUUCAAUGGCACCAUUGGGAUACAAGAAGAGCUACACUCUUUACUUUUAUGAUAGACAUUGAAAGUAGUUCUUUGUGCUCAAGGGUUCAUGUCUGUAGAUGUUGCAAAUGACUUUUGGGCAUUGAUGAUGCUUAUGCAUUAAAACUGCAGAAGAUUCAAGGUACAGGUUCUUGAUCAACAGAUAAGUAUGGUAAUGCUUUAGGUGUCCACUUCAUACCAUAUAGCUGCAUUUGAAUGCUGAUUGGGAGCUAACAUCAAAUUUCACUCAAAUUCAGAAUGGUUAUAAUCAAGUACAAUUAAGUGCGUGAGUGUGUGCUCCUGCGUUUUUGUAUUUGGCCUAGAGUACAAUUGACUAUGUUAUUCUGACAGGCAUGAGAGAAUAGUAUUAUAAUUAUAGUAAGAGUUAAUAAUAGUUUUACCACAAUUGCAGGGAUUGCCCAUUGCUGAAGGCAUUUCAUCACACAAUGAAAGAACAAAACAAUGUUCAUGAAACAAAUUGAAGUAGUAAUGCGCAAUGUGGAAUUCAAAGGCCAGAACUGAACAGCGCCCCCAAUGGUAUUGGCCGGCAACCAAGAGGUUCCAGCAAUGAAAGUUGUUAUAUGUGAAUUUUGAUGCUUCAGUUGAACCAUUCAUUCCUUGAUAGAUGGCUAGGUCAAUUCACACUUCAGCUCAUGGUAACCACCGGACCAAUAUUCUUAUACACUCUACAGUAGAGAGUGUUUAGAGUGAUGUGACCAUCCUAUUCUAACUGGCCACCUGGAUGCGCUAUGGUACGUGAAUAUUGCUUCCAUAGCCAUUUUGAGAAUGUUUGAAGCUAAUCACUGGUUCAAGGUCCAAGUGCAGCCACUACCCAUGAACUGUUGAUAAAAAAAUACCAGGUAAUUUUGCAGUAGUACGGUUUCAUAAGCUGGACAUAUUCGUUGCUUAAACAAAUACAACUGGGAUUAAUUCAUAUCCAUAUACAAGUUAUGGUUAGUGAGAAAAUGCAAUGAAAAUACUACUCUCUCUCUCUUUUGGAAUAAAAAUGUGUUUGUAUU